This is a messenger RNA of Daldinia vernicosa, 725 nucleotides long. RefSeq lists its product as uncharacterized. Lineage: Eukaryota; Fungi; Ascomycota; Sordariomycetes; Xylariales; Hypoxylaceae. The transcript has a single exon. Bases 115 to 588 code for a protein of 157 amino acids. The record is from RefSeq and is a predicted model, not a curated record.
GGCAAUCUUUAAAACUCUCAAUACAUCUUCUUCAUUUCACGUUCGACUCUCCUACCAUUAGGUACAUAACUUAUCAUUAACAUCGCAUCAAAUAUUUUAGUGACCAUUCCAAAGAUGUUCUUACAAAUCCUUCACCUCGCCCAAGCCGCCCUGGCAAUCUACGGCGGCAGGCAAUCCUACAUCGCCAUCAUCAACCUCCAAAAAUACGAAAAUGCAACUAAACACUUAGCCAAGGUCUCCACCGAGGCCGAACUCCAGCGUCAGAAGACGUACGCCACGCAAGCUACCGGCGUCGUCACGCUGUUAUUCUCAUUCUUCAUGUCGGUACUCCUCGCCCGUCGGGGUUCGAUAUACGGCGUCUUACCCCGCUACUUAGCCCCGGUUACGGUAGUCGUCGCUGUCUACUUUGCGAGAGAACAUAUCCGGGGCUACUGGGCCGGGAAGACCCCUGGGAUCGAGGGCAGUGUGCCGGGAUUGGGUGAUUACGAAGAGGCGGAGAUACGAACGCAGAAGCUCUUGAGUGUGUUGGAUCUUGUAAUGUUUAGUUGGAUUGCUACGUUUGUCGUGGCUGUAUUUAUAGGGUAUUAAAUGUCAUUGGAGGUCCUUAGUCUUGGAUGUAGGUAUGAAGAUAUGUCACAUAAAAACUGGUGUACUAGUUGAAAGAAGAUAUAAGACACCAAAAGGCGUACUUAUUAGAGUCAUAAGCAAUAAAUGAUACCAAUACA